This is a messenger RNA of Didymodactylos carnosus, 840 nucleotides long. The record is from the annotation of a GenBank genome assembly. Lineage: Eukaryota; Metazoa; Rotifera; Eurotatoria; Philodinida; Philodinidae.
AUGGUUGCAACUCGAAAAAAGGAACUAGCUUUAAUAUCCGCCGGUGAUGGUUUUAAUAGACCAUCGCUUGAAUCCAUAUUAUUUGAAAUUACGAUUAAUAAUAAUGUUGCUGCCAAAACUAAACCAUUCGCUGAUAUUACAAAUAUGAGUAAUUUUGGCACGGGAGAAGAAGAAAUACUAUUAUCGAUGGGAAGCUUACUAUUACGACAAAUGGGAGAAUAUAAAAAAGCGGAAAAAUAUUAUCAAAUGAUGCUCGAUGAAUUACCAAUAGAUCAUUGUCGAGUUUCAGUAAUAUUAAAUAAUAUGGGAAUAUUAUAUAGUGAUAUGGGUAGUGAUAAAAAGGCAUUAAAAUAUUAUAAAAAAUCAUAUGAAAGUUGUAAAAUGCAAAAUGUAUCAGAAAAUGAUCUUCUGUUAGCGAAUUUAUAUCAUAAUAUGGGUUCAUUGUAUCAUGAAAAUAAUGAUAAUGAAACAGCAUUGAAAUAUUUUAGAAAAGCUUUUGAAAUUUGUAAUAAUAAUUCUAGCUACCCAGUCGUUUAUUAUCUGCAACAUUAUAUACAGAUAUCAGUGGAAUAUCUCGAGAUAAUGAAGAUUUUUAAUGCAUUAUAUGAGUUGCAAAGCACAUUUGAAAUUCAAAAAAGAAUUCUGCCCUCAUUGAGAAUUGCUGCAACAUACAAUAACAUAGGAGGUGUUUAUCUUUGUAAAGGUGAUUACGAAAAAGCAUUACAAAACUUUGAAACAGCACUGGAUAUUGGAUUAAAAUCGUUACCAUCUGAUCAUGAAAAUAUGUUAUGUCAAACAUAUUGUGAACGUAUAAAACUUGCUAAAGAAAGAAUUAAGUAA